AUGACCUCAUGCAUGAUGUCCGAGCGCCACAACAAGCUCCGCAAGCUGGAGGGCGUGCGCCGCCGGGUGCCCUACGUGUCCCAGUCCGCCUUGCACGCCAUUUUGGCUGAAGUUGACAGAUGUGGCGUGCCGGAGCUGCACCAGCGGACGCACAUGCGAGAGGCCUCGCGCUUGGCGCUGCAGCAAUGCAGCCUAUAUGGCCCCCUGCUGCUUCCAGUCAAGGCAGCCCGCUUGCGCCAGGAAGGCGACGAGGAUCUCCUAUUGGUCAACGCCUUGUCGCUUCUGGCCGGCGCAUAUGAGCAAGGUGGGAGUUAUACGGAGCUGCUGCAGGGGGCGCACGCCGCCGUGCCCAGUGCGCCCGAUAAGCCCUGGCGUUUCAUUUUGUAUCUCGACGAAGUCGUGCCGGGCAAUGUUCUGUCGCAUAGACAGGAACGCAAGUGCUGGGUAGCAUACGCUGCUUUCGCCGAGUUCGGUGUGCACUUGAUGCAGGAGCCAGCCUGGUUGAUCCUGGGCAUUUUCCGCUCGCACAAAGUUGCGACCUUAAGCGCCGGCAUCUCCCAGGUCGCCAACAUCAUCUUGAAGCAAAUCUUCAAGGGCCCUGUGCGGCCGCAGGCCGGCUUGGUCCUCAAAUGCCCCAUGGGUCGGACCUUGCGCCUGUACUUUGAGCUGGGCAUGUUCUUGCAAGACGGCGCGGCGCAGAAACACGUCUUCGGCAUCAAAGGCGACGCCGGCAGCCGCUUCUGCAUGCUGUGCAUGAACGCCAUGACCUUGCGGAGCGCUCUCGACGUCACAGACAUGGACGACGAGCAUGCCUUCGCCGGCGUCUGCGGCCUGCUCCGCCACCAGGAUCUGCACCUCUGCUCCGAUGCAGACGUCUUGCAAAGCGCCGAUCGCCUCGCGGGGCGCGUGGCCGCCGGCGUGCCCAAAGCUCAAAUAGCCUUGUGGGAGCAGGCCUCCGGCAUCAAUUUCCAGGAGCAUGGAUUGCUGUUCGACCGCGAUCUUCGCGAUGUGCUCCGACCCUGCUCGCAGUUUGCCCACGAUUGGAUGCAUGCCACUUGCUCCAAUGGCACCCUGACCUUGACUUUGUUUCUUUUGCUGUCAUGCCUGCAAAAAGCAGGGGUGCCUGCCUGGCAGGCUGUGUCCGAAUACGUCGGGCAGUGGACGUUGCCGGGCAAGGCCAUGAAGCACUUGAAGGACUUGUUCGACAACAAAAAGAAAGAAGCCUGCAUCGAAGCGAAAAAAUUCAAGUGCACUGCCAGCGAAGCCUUGGCUUUAUACCCCAUCCUGCGCAGAUGGGUGCGCACAGGUCCCAUGCGAGCGGGCUUUGAACAGCCGUGCGCGGCUUUUGUGCACAUGUGCCACGUGGUGGAUUUGCUGCACGCUGCGCAGAAGAAUCGGCAAGUUUCUCCUCACAGCCUUCAGAUGGCUGUCGAGAGGGCACUCGAUGCCGUUGUGCAAGCAGGUUGGGAGGGCAACAUGGUGAAAAAAUUUCACUGGUUGCUGCACUUCCCCGACACACUGCAGCGCUUCGGGCAGCUGCCCGCAUGCUGGGUGCUCGAACGUAAGCAUCGCCUCGUGGCCAGAUACGCGGCGCCAGUGCGGAACACGCAGCGUUUCGAAAAAUCCCUCCUGGAAGAGACGUUGGCGCACGACUUACACGUCCUGCAGGAAGGUGGGCUGUUUUCUAGCCGCUGCCGGCUGCUGCGACCCCACGCUUGCAACAAGGCCUUGAUGGCCCGAUUGAUGGAAAUCUGGGACCCGGCCAUGCUCGUCCGAGCGGAAUGCCUCUGCGGCGCGCAAGUCCGCUUGGCCUCUGGCCAGGUCUGCAGUGCCGGAGACAUGGUGCUGCUCGCAGAUGGCGGGGCUGCUAAAGCCGUGACGAGCGUCGCCAUCGAUGGCAAUGUGCAUACAUGGGUGCAAUCUUUGCAGUUGCUCCGGCACGAUCCGGACCUGCAGAGCGCAGAAUGGCGCCUCAUGGACCAUGGGCACAUGCUGCCGACGGAGCAUAUAGCGGCAUGUCUCACUUGGACUGAAAGAGACACGGUGAUCACCACAUUGUUGCCGUACUCUUGA
Messenger RNA from Symbiodinium natans, 2073 nucleotides. Lineage: Eukaryota; Dinophyceae; Suessiales; Symbiodiniaceae. The record is from the annotation of a GenBank genome assembly.